Messenger RNA from Rhizophagus irregularis DAOM 181602=DAOM 197198, 468 nucleotides. RefSeq lists its product as uncharacterized. NCBI's taxonomy places the organism in Eukaryota, Fungi, Glomeromycota, Glomeromycetes, Glomerales, Glomeraceae. The record is from RefSeq and is a predicted model, not a curated record.
AUGUCUACAAAACUUAGAAAUAAAGUAUCAUGUGAUUGCAAGGAAUGCAAUGGCAAAUAUGUUGAUGAAAGAACCAGAAAAAGACAUCUAGAUUUAGAGUGUCAUUUAGCAUCUAGUGUUUCCGGAUUUGUCACUUUUUUACCUAGAAACAAUCGGAUUAAGCCAGCACAUACUGUCUAUCAUAGUCUGAUCAUAGAAGGAUCAUCAAGAUCAAAAGAAAUGACCAGACAAGAAGAGUCAACAUCAUUUAAUAAUAAUUAUGAAUCAGAUUUUGCCAGUUUUAUCCCUCAAAAAAGGUGUAGACAAGACCAGUUUUGGGAACUGGAAGCCAAUAAGGAAAGCAAUGAACUGAUUAAUGAGUAUGAAUAUGAAGGUGACAUUUCUCCAGAAGACAAUAUGGAUUUGGACAAUGAUCCUGUUGAACAAUUUUCUGCACCUGAAAAUGGCAUAUCCCAACACAAAUGUUAA